UGUAAGUCACGGUAGGGCGACUAGGUCAACAUCUACGACAUUGCGGCCUUCGUUACCUUGCGCGGGCACCAUAUCGGAACCGUUGGGAAGCCCAUGUUGGCGAGUUCUUUAUAAGCGGGCCACCUUGGCUAAAUCUGCCCAAGUUAACUAAGGUUGCAUAUGUAUUCUGUUCCUCAAUAUAAAUAUUGUCUGUGCGUGCCAUUUUGUUUCUGCCUCACUCGACCUGACCGGCAACCUUCUUUCCGCGACUGACACCAUUUUCUUCUAAUAUCGUGCCACCAUCACGAAUCUUUACGAACGCACACCGGCUGUUGUGGCAGUAGAUAUGGCAACAGCAGACCCUUCCGUCAUCGCGCACUUGCUGCAAGCUAGUCAGGAUCCUACCCAGACAAAAUCCGCUGAAUCAGCAUUGCGUGAUGAAGAGCAGAAACCAAAUUUCUCGCUCUCCCUCCUACACAUUGUCGCCGUCGACUCAUACCCUCCCGCCGUGAGAUUGGCAAGUGCUCUUGCGUUCAAGAACUUUAUCCGGCGCAACUGGACCGACGCGCAGGGCAGUCACAAGCUUCCGCAGAAUGAGGUGGUGGCGAUCAAGACAGAGUUGAUCGGUCUUAUGACAUCUGUCCAGCCCAGCAUACAAGUGCAGCUCGGAGAAACCAUAAGUUUGAUAGCUGAGAGCGACUUUUGGGAACGAUGGGAUACCCUGAUCGAUGACCUCGUAUCUCGCUUGACUACGGACAAUGCGCUGGUAAACAACGGCGUGCUUCAAGUCGCACACUCGAUUUUCAAACGGUGGCGCCCUUUGUUUAGGUCUGACGAACUCUACACCGAAAUCAAUCACGUACUCAGCAAAUUUGGUCAGCCAUUUUUGGUUGUUCUUCAGAACACGGAUGCUGCCAUCGCAUCUCAUCACAAUGACAAAGCUGCGCUAUUACAAGACUUCGCUUCGCUCAACACAAUAAUUAAGCUCUUCUAUGACUUGUCGUGUCAAGAUCUACCUCCGAUCUUCGAGGACAAUCUCCAGGGCAUCAGUGCUCUUUUGCAUAAGUACUUGGCCUAUGAGAAUCCCCUGCUGCACACAGACGACGAAUCGGAGUCAGGGUUGCUCGAGUUUGUAAAAGCUGGCAUUUUUGAGGCGCUGUCUCUGUACACUCAAAAGUAUGAGGAUGCCUUUGGUCCUUAUUUGCAACAAUUCAGUAGUAGCUCAUGGCAGCUUUUGACUUCGAUCGGCCACGAGACCAAAUAUGACAUUCUUGUUAGCAAGGCGCUACAGUUUCUUACCUCAAUCGCCAAGAUCACACAUCAUGCACAGGCAUUUAAUAACGAAGUUAUUUUGAAUAAGGUCAUUGAGAAAGUCAUAUUGCCGAACCUGGCCUUGCGCGAAUCCGAUGUUGAGAUGUUCGAAGAUGAGCCCAUGGAAUUUAUUCGUCGAGAUCUUGAGGGCUCUGACAAUGAAACCCGACGACGCGCCGCCACAGACUUCCUGCGGCAGUUGAUGGAACAAUUCGAACAACUUACGACCACGGUAGUGCAACGAUAUGUCGAGCACUAUUUGCAGGACUAUUCGAAGAACAAAGCGUUGAACUGGAAGUCGAAGGACACUGCUGUUUACCUCUUCUCCUCAAUAGCUAGGAGCAGGGUUGCUACGACCUCAGCAGAUUACAAAACUCUCAACGCCUUCGUUAAUGUCCUUGACUUUUUCCAAAAGCAUGUCUCGGCCGAUCUCACGAGUUCAGACAUCCACUACAUUCUUCAAGUUGAUGCUAUCAAAUUUGUCCACGACUUUAGAUCACAAUUUACGGCGGAUCAAUGGCAGGAGGCCUUCCCGUUGCUCGUACAACACCUCAACAAUUCAAAUUAUGUGAUCUACACAUAUGCUGCGAUUGCUGUCGAACGCGUUUUAUAUCUGACUACUGAGAACAAGCAACCCGUAAUACCGAGGAACCAAGUUACUGCUGUCGCAAGCCAAUUAUUACAGCAUCUUUUUAAGCUUAUUCAAAAGGACUCGGCUCCUGAAAAGAUUCAAGAGAAUGAAUUUCUCAUGCGUUGUGUGAUGCGUGUUCUCAUUGUCAUUCGUGAUGGAGUCGUUCCCAUUAUGGACAUGGUCAUACGUAAUUUUAACAACAUUACAAUGGUCAUACGCCACAAUCCUUCCAAUCCAAGGUUUUACUACUAUCAUUUCGAGGGCAUUGGAGCUCUUAUUCGCUUUGCUGCCCCUUCUAAUCCUGAGAAACUAGAGAAUUCUCUUUACGAUCCAUUUGCAGCAAUUCUCCAAGCAGAUGUCCAGGAGUUUCAGCCGUACAUAUUUCAGCUCUUCGCAGCCCUUCUGGAGGCGAAUCCUUCUGGCACACUUUCAACCUACUACCAACAAUUGAUCCAACCAAUCCUUCUCCCCACCUUAUGGGAGUCAAAAGGCAAUGUUCCAGCUCUAGUUCGCUUGCUAUUGGCCAUAAUACCUCGAGGAGUCCAAGUGAUUACAGAAAAUAAUCAGAUUGAAGCCAUCCUCGGUAUUUUCCAAAAACUCAUCGCGACAAAGUCUCAGGAAUCAUAUGGAUUCGAUCUUGUCGAGUCUGUAGUUACACACUUUCCAUUCGUUGCAAUCAAGAACUAUUUCACGACCAUAAUUCAACUAAUGCUUGGCCGACUUUCGAAUUCUAAAACUGAGGCCUUCGGUAUUCGCUUCACCCGAUUCUAUCACCUUAUCUCAGCUCAACUAGAUAAGGGCUUUGGCACAGACUUCUUUGUUGGUGUCUGUGAUGAGGUUCAGCAAGAUGUCUUCCGCCCACUAUACCUCCAGAUUAUUCUGCCAGAUACGCAGAAAUUGACACGGCCACUGGACCGUAAAACUGCCGUCAUAUCCCUCACUGUUUCCCUUACGGAUGCACAAGCCUUUGUUGAGCGUUAUCCAAAGGGAUGGGCUCUAACUUGUGAAGCUCUACUUAAGAUGUUAGUAAGCCCACCAGUUGUAUCGGUCGCCGAAGAUAUGAUAGUGGACCAGGAUGUUGAUGACUUGAGCUUUGGUGUUGGCUUCACACAACUCAAUACAUGCAAAAAGCCUCCUAGGGAUCAAUUCGCUCAAGUGGCAGAUGUCAAAACGUGGGUUGGACGACAAUUAAAAGAGGCUGAAGUCAAAACUGGUGGGAGAAUCAGCGACUACGUUCAGCAGAGACUGAAUGACGAGCAGAGAGGAGCAUUGGUUCAACUGAUGAGUUAAAAUUUCGAGAAAACGACGACUUGAGAGUUUCAUAGCUAAGUCAUUGCUACAUCGCAGGCACAGAGUUUCAGAGCGUGUACAUAUAGCCAAUAGUGAGAUAAAUGGAGACUUCACAAUCAUCAAUGACAGGCUAUUAUAAGAAAAUUGAAAAGCACAGCCAAAUGAAUCAAUCGCUAAGUGCGGAAUACACUUUUAUUUCGCACUUGAUAGUGGUUAUCUUUACUUCUGCGUGCAAAGUCUUAAGCUUGUUCUCGGGUUUAGAGCGGAUUUUGUUUAUACAACUCAAAUAGCUUAGAUACGCGCAUUCUUUAUUUCCUAUCCUGGCAGGUUUUAGACGAUGACAGAUUUCAAAAUCCCUUUUAAAGUAGGAACCGGGGAGACCUUUCACCAUAAAACACACGUGGGCAGCGGGGGUCAGAUGAAUGCAGUCUGUUCCAGAAAGUAUUGCAGAGGACCUCAAGCAAAAAAGAGGUCGAAUCUUUUCGAGGAUAUGGACGCGAGGCACUUGCAACUGAAGCAAGUGUACAACAAUGACAGUUCUCAGACUCUAUGCGCAGGAGUGUUAUGGAUCAAUAACAUGCUUGAUGGAUUUGCCCGGCCAGUAGAAAUUGGUUGAGGGCUCAUUCUGCUCAUUUCACCCAUCCGCGGCAGAAUGAGCAGGAUGAACAG
Molecule: messenger RNA, 3880 nt
Organism: Verruconis gallopava
Lineage: Eukaryota; Fungi; Ascomycota; Dothideomycetes; Venturiales; Sympoventuriaceae
Exons: 3
Coding region: 326-3211 (961 amino acids)
Biological process (GO): protein import into nucleus; protein export from nucleus
Cellular component (GO): nuclear envelope; cytosol
Molecular function (GO): nuclear export signal receptor activity; small GTPase binding
Source: RefSeq, a predicted model, not a curated record